Molecule: messenger RNA, 1005 nt
Organism: Megalobrama amblycephala (Wuchang bream)
Lineage: Eukaryota; Metazoa; Chordata; Actinopteri; Cypriniformes; Xenocyprididae
Gene: tmem243b
Product: transmembrane protein 243, mitochondrial b
Exons: 4
Coding region: 61-438 (125 amino acids)
Source: RefSeq, a predicted model, not a curated record
CUUCAGAGGGGCUGCUGCUGGUAGAAGGUAUCAGGAAAGGGUGUGUGCACUGCUCCGGCCAUGGAUGACUUCGCUACGCGCACAUAUGGCACCAGUGGCAUGGACAACAGACCUCUGUUCGGGGAGACAUCGGCCAGGGAUAGAAUCAUCAAUCUAGUGAUCGGUGGACUCGCGUCUUUACUCGUUCUGGUGACCAUCAUUAGCUCAUUUGUCUUCCCUUCACUGCCUCCCAAGCCAUUGAACAUUUUCUUUGCUGUCUGUAUCAUGCUAGUCUGCGGAUCAGUGUUGGUUCUGAUAUUCUGGUAUAGGCAGGGCGAUCUGGAGCCCAAGUUUCGCAACUUGAUCUACUACAUGCUCUGCUCCAUCGUUCUGCUGUGUAUCUGUGCCAACUUGUACUUUCAUGAUGUGGGACGUGAUAAACAGAGCAAUGCCUUAUAAUACUGUUACCACGGGAACCGUCCCAAUCAGCGGAAUGUUCAUCAUUAUGUGGGUGCUUUGGAACCCCAAUUGAGUUCUUGAAUCAGGAGAAUUCAUUUUCCUACAAGCCCCGUUUGUGUGGGCAGGGCCAGUCUGCCUUUGGGAGCCAUAUUAGUGGACAAAACACAUAAUAGAUGCAAACAUGCUAGCGAUCAGUAGCACUCUGGGAUGUCCACGCACACGUUUUGCACCCUGAAUGCUGUACACAGCUUAACCUAUAUGCCAAUGACAAGACUUUUGAAAAGUUUAUUGAAAUAAGCCAUGGCAAUGCGUAAUGUUUUUAUAUUUGUACAUGACACACCUAUGGUACAUUCCUAAUUAAGAUAUUCCUUAUUUUGUAUUUAAAUGAUCAGAAUCUUGAAUAGGAGCACUUGAUUAAAGACAUGCAGCAGUCACUGUAAAUCAUGUUUUUGUUCAUUUUUCUAAAUUACUGAACACUGUUAUUUGAUAUGGUGAAAACCUUAAAAUUUUGGUUAUAAACCGUUGUUAUUUGGAUUGUAUGUAAUUAAUAAAUACAUAUACACAAUA